Messenger RNA from Adineta ricciae, 822 nucleotides. NCBI's taxonomy places the organism in Eukaryota, Metazoa, Rotifera, Eurotatoria, Adinetida, Adinetidae. The record is from the annotation of a GenBank genome assembly.
AUGCGAUCACCUACUUGCGGAAUUGUUGUAUGUUACCACAAUGCUAUUGCACAACAAAAACGUCAAAUUCGACUGGAUAUAUCAUGGAAACUCUCCCGUGAUGAACCUUACUAUACCAUCUGGAGCGCUAAUGCCGAUACUAUGCGUACGGAUCAAGACUUGAAUGGUGGUCCCGGCGUACAAACUCAGUGGUCCACGGUACAACGGGCCAUCGAACAAUAUCGUGAAUAUAUGGUACAAGUUAGCAGAAGGAACACUACUGUUUUAACUAUUUAUCCGGACAUGGACAAUAUUUUUGUUGGAAAUAAUGGCUCCAGAAGUGGCCUGACUAAUGUUCAACGACAAGCGGUGAUGAGUCACUGGAUUGGAGCAGGUGCAAAUCUUAUUAUUGGUUCGAAUAUGACCGAUUUAGAUGAUUACGGCUCAGAACUUCUCACCAAUAGAAGAGCAUUACAAAUUGCCAAUGAUAUUACUUGUAAAUAUCCCAUGAUGCCUACACAAGGUAACAGUAAUCCAACUCAUGGCCGGCAGGGACAAGUGUGGAUAGCUGGCCCGAGUGCGGUCUCGAAUAUUGCAGUUAUUCUAGUUGCAAAUUAUGGGAACUCGGGCAACAACAACCUAUUUGAUCCGAUUCCUACUCAGAGUUGGUGGUCUUACAAUUUUACCUUGAGCGACUUCCAAUUUGAUCCCCAGACGACUUAUAAGGUGGAGAAUGUUUGGGAAGUCAGUGCCGAUUUUACAGCUCGAGGAUAUGAAAUAAUAUCAGGAACAUUGCAGGAUUCGGAGGUGAAGUUUUGGAAAAUCACGAAAACUGAUACAUGA